AUGACUAUAAGCUCGCCGUCUUUGUUCCUAGAUGCCAUUCAGCAAUCCUCUGACUGGGCCGCUUUUGCCUCAGGACCAGAGGCCGUACAAGGGAGGCAUACCCAAAUCAUAGUACCCAUCGCUCCAAAUGGCGAGACGAAGAAUAAAGAGGAAGUAUCAAAGCGCAAGCAACCCAAGAGUCGCAAUGCCUUUUCAAGGAUGUGUAACGUGCAAGGCGAAGAGGAUGAAGUGCGACGAAACGAAGCCGGUCUGAAGCUCGAGGAUCUACGCAAAGUUGAAAACGGCACGCACUUGACUGAGGAACGUUUGGAAGCUGCACCUCCACCUACGAACCUAUUGCUCUCUGGCAAGCUCGACAGUGUUGUGGAAGACGUCGCCGGCGCGGCCCUACAGGACACAAUCAUACCCUCCUCGCAGCCCAGAGCUUCGAGUCGAUCGAGAUCUUCUCCUGACAUCUUGUUACCCAUGUCUCCUUCCUUCAUUCUGAACCAUCAUAUGAUACCACUUCCUGGGCCGCCCAAAUUAGCCUACCCGGAUCACAAGGCUGAAUGCAUAUUUGACGACGUUGAUAUUGGAAUUUUCGACCGUCGGCAGUUGGAUGAGAAUACCCUGCCGAAUCCUUUUCCCGAUCAGUCACUGAAUCUUGACGAUCUUGAUCUUCCCUUGUCAGCAACUGCAAUGGAGGCAACUUUCCACGACCAUCAAUCGCCGCAUCUGGCAGACUUAGUCUUACCCACACAAGUCACGGCUGCAAACACACACGAAAAUCUUGGCAGGCAUAUUUACAAUUCAGAGGCGGUAAUUGAGUCAGGAGAGGCAGUUCACGAAGAAAAUGUGGAGGAGAGUUCGUGGCAGAUGACGGAUUUCGAUCCAAUUGUUGAGACUUCUACUCAGCCUCUUGAAUCUCCCCCACCAUCUUCUGGUCCCGCAGCUGGCAAGGAUCUCCUGCCUUGGUACCAGCAGCUACGGCCUCCGAUUGUUACUCAAGAGAUGAUAAGGCAUCUCUUCGAUCUCAAGACUUGUGACAUCCUCUCUAUAAAGGAUGAUCGGACCGAAAAUCCGUGGAAGACGCUUGUCUGGCCGCUGGCCCACAACUGCCCUGCACUUUAUCAUGCACUCGCAGCAAUGACCUGCUUACACUUGUGCAGGACUCAGACAGAACUUCGCGUUCAGGGUAUACGGCAUUUCCAACGCAGCAUGGAAGUACUCGCCGACAAUGAGGACAAUGGCAACAUACCUCUCGCUUCGGCCCUCGCCACCAGGCUAGCCCUGGGUUUUGCUGAAUCCUGGGACCAUCAAAAAUCAUCGACCGGCAUUGAUCAUAUCAACAUCGCCAAGAAACUAGUUCGACAGGCCGUCUCCAAGCAUCAGACCUCCAAGCUGGUUGCUGGCGAGCUGAGCCGUCUGAGUUUCCUGGCGAACACUUGGAUGUACAUGGACGUUAUUGCACGCUUUACUUGCACCGACGAUGAGAGCUCGACUGACUUCGAAUUCAUGACUGCCUGCAUCCUUCUGAGUCCAGUUCCUCGUGAGCAACAGAUCGACCCUCUCAUGGGUUGUGCGAUCACGCUAUUUCCUAUGAUCGGCCGCCUGGCGGAUCUUGUCGGCCGUGUUCGAAGACGGACCGAAAAGCGCAAUUCUCUCGCAAUCAUCUCCAAGGCGAUAGAUCUGAGGAUAGCCAUAGAACAUUGGAUUCCACCAAUAGACUUGGAGAAGUUUGAAGACCCCAAAUCCAACAUCUCAGACUCGAUACAAACAGCUGAAGCUUACCGGUGGGCUGCACUGCUGAUGCUCCGCCAAGCGGUGCCCGAGCUUCCCUGGUCACAGUCAAUGUGGGAACUUGCUCAGAAGGCUCUCGUCUUCCUCGCCACCAUCCCGCUCACAUCGCGCAAAACGAUCGUGCAGAUCUUCCCGCUGAUGGCGGCAGGGUGCGAGGCUUUCGAGGAAGAAGAUAGACACUGGGUUCGCGAGCGCUGGGAUCUUAUGUCUAAGCGCAUGAUCACCGGAAUAGUCGACCGAUGCAAGGAGGUUACUUCGGAGGUGUGGCGGAGGAGGGAUGAGUACGCAGCGAGCCAUGAAUCAUGUCAUAUCUCGAGGGCUAUCAAUUCACAGAAUGGCCUCGAUCCAACGGUCAAAAACUCAAGUUCUGGGUGCAGAUGCUCCCCGGGGGGUCGAACUCCUUCGCACUCGUCUGACUUUCCAGAGUCUGUAGCAUUUAAGAAGGGUAUAGAUCCUCUGACGAGAGCUGGAAAUAUAAAGUACACAGUCAAGGGCGACUUGCAUUGGCUCGGAGUUAUGAAGGAUUGGGGAUGGGAAGUCAUGCUCGGGUAA
Molecule: messenger RNA, 2331 nt
Organism: Rhinocladiella mackenziei CBS 650.93
Lineage: Eukaryota; Fungi; Ascomycota; Eurotiomycetes; Chaetothyriales; Herpotrichiellaceae
Exons: 5
Coding region: 1-2331 (776 amino acids)
Biological process (GO): positive regulation of transcription by RNA polymerase II
Cellular component (GO): nucleus
Molecular function (GO): transcription cis-regulatory region binding; DNA-binding transcription factor activity
Source: RefSeq, a predicted model, not a curated record